Messenger RNA from Carassius carassius (crucian carp), 3142 nucleotides. RefSeq names its product G2/M-phase specific E3 ubiquitin protein ligase (gene g2e3). Lineage: Eukaryota; Metazoa; Chordata; Actinopteri; Cypriniformes; Cyprinidae. Gene Ontology annotation, molecular function: ubiquitin-protein transferase activity. The coding region runs from base 297 to 2420 and encodes 707 amino acids. The transcript has 14 exons. The record is from RefSeq and is a predicted model, not a curated record. Gene Ontology annotation, cellular component: nucleus.
UCAAAUUCAAGCAGAGGCGUGUUCUCCGUGACAGAGGGAAGUUUGAAUUUUAUCAUGCGGUUUACUCUCUUACACUAAAGACUGUAAUAUAAUUUUAUUAAAAACCCGGUCAACCAAAGACUACGUGUUUUGCCUUAUGGAGUGAGAAGACAAGAAAAAGCUCAUGAUAAAGUGAGUCUAAUGGCAGUUAACGUUACUGAAUUUGUCAAGCCAGACCGCUAAUUCAGAGCUCUUUAAAUCGCCAUUUUAAAAUUUCGAUUUUAACUUACUCAAUCCUGGCUGCAUAAUACACAAUAAUGAAAGCGAUGAAAGAGGAGACUGCCGAAAUAAAACAGAUUCACGACGACAAAGACCUCAUCUGCAGUCUUUGUAAGAGAUGUGACAACAUUCCAGAGAAGUAUGGAGAGAAGAUCACCCUUCAGCAGCACAAACUGACAGUCCACUAUUUCUGUUUGCUGAUGUCCAGUGGGAUAUGUCAGAGAGGGGAGGAGGAUGAAGACGUUCAUGGUUUUCUCGUAGAGGACAUAAAAAAGGAGAUCCGCAGAUCUUCGAGGCUGAGAUGCAUGAAGUGCAAAAAGGUUGGGGCUUCGGUGGGGUGCUCCAUCAAAAGUUGUCGGCAAAUGGUCCACAUGCCUUGUGGAUUAGAGAAGGAGUUUAUUUUCCAGUUCACAGACUUGUUUCCGUCUUUCUGUAAAAAGCAUGCACCUAGUCAGUCCUGCGUCUCCAGUCCCGGUCUGCCACUCUCUUGCUCCGUCUGUCUGGAGCCCAUCGAAUCCGUCCUCUCCUAUAAUGUCCUGAAGUGUCCUGCAUGUCAUGGCAGCUGGUUUCACAGAAACUGUGUACAGCAUUAUGCACACAGCGCUGCCAUGUUUUUCUUCAAAUGCACAUUGUGCAAUAACAAGGACCAGUUUCAGCAAGAAAUGCUCAGAAUGGGAAUAUAUAUACCAGAGCGGGAUGCAGCAUGGGAACUUGAGGAGAAUGCAUAUGAAGAUUUAUUGCAAAUGUACCAGCACUGUGAUGCUGUGAAGUGUCACAGUCACAAAGGUCGUAAAUACAGCUCGCAGUCUGGGUAUUUUGAAAUUGUUCGUUGCAAGUUGUGUGGAUCCAGGGGAACUCAUCGUAAAUGUUCCAACCUUAAGCUUUACGAAAGUGACUGGAUCUGUGCUGACUGUAAAGCUGCUGUUGAGGGAAAAAAAUCAGUGCCUUUGCCAAACCAUGUUGAAUCCCCACUGGCUAUAAGGCAAGAGAGGAAGAGGCUGUUUAAAAACAUCUCUGACCUUCACUCUUCACUCAUCAGUAAAAGGCAAUGUGUGCCUGCCACUUCUCCGGAGGUCUUAAUGGAUCUGGCCCAUCAGAUAUCACAGCAGCAGUCUACAGAGGUGCUAGUGGAAGAUGAUGAUGGGGUGAUGGAAGCAGCUCUGCGGGUUCUGCGGCAAAGUGACUUUAAUCCCUGCUGCACACUUUCUGUGAAAUUCUCCCAAGACAAACAUAGCAACAACAUUAGGAAUCAGCGUCGCUUCCUCAGACGUCUUGUUUCGAAACUGCAGAUGUCAGAAAUCUUUGAGGGUCCUGAUGGAUCUAAAAACUUGGCUCUAAACUCAAAAGCUCUGAGGGAUGAUCUCUACUUUGAAGUCGGCAGUCUGUUGGCCCUCUCUUUGGUUCAUGGAGGUCCUCCUGUGGGCUUUUUCUCUCCAGCAUUGUACCAUAGUCUGUUUAACUACCCCACAAACUACAGGCCUACUUUACAAGACCUUGGAGACACUGCUUUUGCACACAAAAUCAGACAGAUUUCAGAGGCAAAGUCAAUGAAGGAGCUGAGAAUGGCAAUGCAGUCAGCAUCUCAAUAUUUGGAAGCAGCAGGUUGCUGGCGAAAGAUCAGAGAACUCUCAGAGAAGGACAUGCUGGUGGAGGAUGUACUAAACUUCUACCUGAUCAUCAGACUACAGCUGCCUCUGCAGAGAUUUCGUGAGGGUUUGAGGACACUAGGACUGUUUGAGCAGGUUCAGAUGUGUACAGAGGCUUUCCAUUCAGUCUUCUGUGGGCCCGUGGAAAGGCUGACAGCCGAAUCUGUCAUGAAGCUUUUUACCGUCCGGUUUUCAGAAGAAAAAGAGCAACAAGAAAAAGAGAACACAACAGUACACUUUUGGAAAAAAUAUCUGCAUGAGUGUGAAGAGGGUCGGUGUGCAGCAUCACUUGAGGACCUCCUAACAUUCACCACUGCUACGGAUCUGGCUCCAUCCAUUGGAUUCCAUCCCACUCCAUCGAUUUCAUUCUUCAGCUCACCAGACCCCUCGUGUGCUUUUCCUCAGAGCCACUGUGAUGCCAGUCAUCUCUUUCUGCCAAUGCUACCAUCAUAUGAGCUCUUCAAGAAACACUUGGAUUACACAGUGUGUCAGUUCUCAGUUAUGCAGGACAUUUAAAAAAUAUAUAUAUAAUUUUUCAACCAAACUCAUGUUAGCAUUACUUGAAAAUAGGUUGCUCCUCACUUUAUUUAUCAGUAACCCAGGUGUUGCUAAAUCCUCAGUUAUUUAUCAGUAAAUUGGAAUCCCUCAAUAGAAAAGAAACAUUUUAACAGCUUUGCUUUGAGCCACUCAGCACUAUUAGGACUUAAGCUGCAAAGCGAUUUGUGCUCUAUACAUGUUAGAACACUAUCUUAGACGUGGUAAGACUGUUCUUUGUGUUUUAAAAAAAAGUUUUUCCUGUAAAUGUAGGUGCACCAUUCAGAAGUGUACAGGUAAUAGCUAGUAUCGUAACCAAAGUUUAAACUAUAUUGAGUAGUGUUCUGUUGAACGGCAUAUGUAUUUAGCAGUAAUAGGAAUUUGAUGUUAAUUUUUUUUUUUUUUUUUUGAUAAUAGAAAAACAGUUCAUAAUAACAGGUUGUAAUUUUUUGGUAGCCACAAGAUGGUGCAAUUGCCCCCUUUUUUGCCACACGUUGGCUAACUGCUGCCACUGCAGAUGAAUCUGGAGUUAUUGAGUUGAAUUAUUGUUUUGUGCCAGAGACCCAUGUUAUAAUCAUACACAAGCUAGUAUGCUUUUGUUCUUGUAUAAUGUUUCAUUUCUCCUGAAGUAGCUUGAAAGUGUAUGAUGGUUUCCUGGCCCUUCAUAUCUGUCAUUAUUUAUUAAACUUUUUACUUUUCUGUUA